This is a messenger RNA of Puccinia triticina, 630 nucleotides long. RefSeq lists its product as uncharacterized. NCBI's taxonomy places the organism in Eukaryota, Fungi, Basidiomycota, Pucciniomycetes, Pucciniales, Pucciniaceae. The transcript is spliced from 3 exons. Gene Ontology annotation, molecular function: hydrolase activity. The record is from RefSeq and is a predicted model, not a curated record. Bases 1 to 630 code for a protein of 209 amino acids.
AUGAUUCUGCUCAGUAGUUUAACCGGUACGAAUGUUCGCGGUGGGAUGGGAGCGAUUGUAAGUAAACCAGCGGCCUCUUCCGCAAGAUGUCCAGUUUAUUACAUGAUUGGGUACGCACUCGCUUCAGAUUAUGUGAAAAAUCAAAACCAAAUCGCUCACAAGGGCCAUCUGUUAUUCAUUAGCGCUCGAGGGACCGGCGAGGGACCCAAUGGAUCUAUAGGCUAUGCUUCCCUCUACGAGAAGGCUAUGGUCCAGGUACAAGCUCUGAACUACAAGGAAAUUCCUCGAGGUAAAAUUAUAGCCGUGGUUCUAUUUGGAAAUCCUUACUUCAGGGCUGGUGCGCCUCAAAACAAAUGCGGCGGGGAUACUGGGAUGGGAAACAUGUCGAAGUCUGGUGUCAAGAUGCCAGAUCAACUCGCCGAUAGGGUGUUUGACUGCUGCGCGCCUCGCGAUGAAGUGUGCCAGUCAUUUUUUUUUUUUUUUUUUUUUGUACGGAUUAUUUCUAACGGAAGCAGACAGCCCCAUCACUCUUACGUUGGCAAACACGAAGACGAUGCAACUGGAUUUGUGAUUCAGAAGCUGAGGGCCAAGUUGUAUGGUGCCACCCCUCGUCAGAAGAGAAUCUCAUGA